This is a messenger RNA of Guillardia theta CCMP2712, 667 nucleotides long. RefSeq lists its product as hypothetical. The transcript has 4 exons. The record is from RefSeq and is a predicted model, not a curated record. The coding region runs from base 13 to 591 and encodes 192 amino acids. Lineage: Eukaryota; Cryptophyceae; Pyrenomonadales; Geminigeraceae.
GUGUCAACGGCAAUGUCCAAGCAGCAUCUGGAUCACGGCGAGGAGGAGACUAUGGAAAAGGAGGGAGAGGAUCUCUCAUCUCUAGGAAAGGAUCUUAUGCAGAUGGUUGAAGAAUUGGAAAAUCUCGCUAAAGCUCGGAGAAGCCUCGAAAAUGAUGUUGUAGCAGCUCGCCAUUCCCUUGCUAAAGAAAGGAAAAUCGUACAGCAAUUCAGAAAUGAUCAUAGAAGAUUAGCCGAUGAAGCUUUAGAAAUGGAAAUUCGAUCAAGACGUCUGAAUGAGAGUUUCCUUAAUCGCGAUCAUGAAGUACAAAGCCUAAGCCGCGAGGUGGAGAACUUGGAAACAGAACUUUUAAUCCUUUCCCAAGAGCGCUUGGAAGCGAAGAGAGUUCUGGAAUUUGAAAAAUCAAUGAAGCAAGAACUCAUGGGAACAUUAGCGAAAGCGAAUAGAGAGUAUCAAGCACAAAUGCACGAGAGGGAAAUCAGCAAGCGUGAUAUAGCUGUGCAUACCAGAGCGUGCGCAAAUGCUCGCUCAAGGAUUGAAGGAUUCAAAGAUGCUCACGCCGAUCUUCUGAACAAAUUACAAUACAGUUAAUAGCGUAUUAUUCAUGGCGUCGCAUGCCUUUCUUCAUUUUAUAUAAUGUUCUUUCUACCAUAAUGAUUACACAUAA